UGAACCUUGGCUGACCGUCUGGACACAGUAUUGUCCGAGGAGCGUGCGCAGUCCGUGCAGAGCGUUCUGGCUUGGUUUUUUUUUUUUUUUUUUUGCGCUUGACCCCUCUCUUCGUUUGUCCCGCCUAGUUUUCCCACAGGGUUCACCGAGACUCUGAGGGUUCGAGGAGACUCUGAGGGUUCCUGGGUCUUCGACCUCAGGGUUUGUAACUUUAUGCAGCCUCUGUCUCACCAUGUGCAUAAGGAGGCUUUUUCAGCCUUCCUCUAUCCACUGGGCAUGGAGGACCACAGCCCCGAAACAUCCUCUGAGCAGGCAUCAGGGAAUCCCACGCUGGACAUAUUCCAGAGGCCGAAGCUACAGAGCCGUCAUUUUUGACAUGGGCGGAGUCCUCAUGCCUUCUCCAGGGACAGUGGCUGCGGGAUGGGAGGUGCAGAAUCAUGUCCCUCCUGGAACUAUAAUGAAGGCUUUGAUCAGAGGUGGCGACAGUGGGCCCUGGAUGAGGUUUAUGAAAGGAGAGAUGACAAUGGAGCGCUUCUUGGAAGAGUUCGGGAGGCUGUGCUCUGAAAUCGCAAAGACCUCUGUGCCCGUGAGCUCCUUUUUCUCUCUGCUGACUAGUGAGCACGUGGCAAAGCAGUUCCCGGUGAUGACGCAGGCUGUCUCUCAGAUCCGAGCAGAGGGCCUGCAGACUGCAGUCCUGACCAACAAUUUUCUGCUUUCCAACGGGAAAAGCUUUUUGCCCCUGGACCGGAAGCAGUUUGAUGUGGUGGUGGAGUCCUGCGUGGAAGGCGUCUGUAAGCCAGAUCCCAGGAUAUUCCAGCUGUGCCUGCAGCGACUGAACCUGCAGCCCUCACAGGCCAUUUUUCUUGAUGAUCUGGGACCAAAUGUCAAAGUGGCUGCCAGCCUGGGCAUUCGCACCAUUAAGGUUGACAAUCCUGAGACGGCAGUGAAGGAACUGGAAGAUCUUCUGGGUUUCCCAUUGCACGGGGGCGUUCCCAACACUCGACCUGUGAGGAAGACCAUGGAGAUUCCACAAGACGCCUUGGAGACCUACCUGAAGGGCUUGCUGGGGACCCGCUACACUGGCCCCAUGAAGCUCCUUCAGUUCGAUCACGGACAGUCAAACCCAACAUACUACAUCAGGCUGGCUGACCGUCAGCUGGUUCUGAGGAAGAAACCGCCAGGCACCCUCCUUCCCUCUGCCCAUGCCAUAGAAAGGGAGUUCAGGAUCAUGAAAGCCCUUGGGGAUGCAGGAGUCCCUGUCCCCACUGUUCUUGACCUUUGCAGUGACUCAAGCAUCAUCGGCACCCCCUUCUACUUGAUGGAGUACUGCCCGGGCAUCAUCUACAAAGACCCCUCCCUGCCAGGCUUGGAGCCCAGCCGGCGGGAAGCCAUAUAUACUGCCAUGAACCAAGUCCUGUGCAGAAUUCACAGUGUGGACCUGCAGGCCACGGGCCUGGACGGCUUCGGGAAGCAAGGGGACUAUAUUUCUCGACAGGUGCAAACCUGGACCAAGCAGUACCGAGCAGCGGAAACCAGCAGCAUCCCGGCCAUGGAGCGGCUUAUCCAGUGGCUGCCACUGCACCUUCCCCAGCAACAGAGGACCACGGUGGUGCACGGUGACUUCAGGCUGGACAACCUGAUGUUCCGUCCUGAAAAGGCGGAGGUGCUCGCUGUCCUGGACUGGGAGCUUUCCACCUUAGGGGACCCCUUUGCUGACGUGGCCUACAGCUGCCUGGCUCACUACCUGCCGUCCAGCUUUCCCAUGCUCAGAGGGUUCAGGGACCAGGAUGUGAGGGAGCUGGGCAUCCCCACCGUGGAGGAGUACUUCAGGAUGUACUGUCUUAACAUGGGCAUCCCACCCAUCGACAACUGGAACUUCUACAUGGCUUUCUCUUUUUUCCGAGUGGCUGCAAUCCUACAGGGAGUCUACAAGCGCUUGCUCACAGGACAGGCCAGCUCUGCAACAGCCGGGCAAAGUGGGAAGCUCACUGAGUCCAUGGCUGAGCUGGCCUGGGAUUUUGCCAUCAAAGAAGGGUUCCGGGUUUUCAAAGCGAUGCCAGCCACCACAACACUGACGAGAUCCUACCAUGCCUGGGCUGGGCCACGGCUCCCGAGGACUCCCACGGGCUCGAGGAGUCACAGCACUACAGUAGCUGCUUCCCCCUCUCAUGAGGCAAAGGGAGGCCUGAUCAUCUCUCCAGAGGGCCUGUCCCCUCGGGUCAGGAAGUUGUAUGACCAGCUGUUGCAGUUUAUGGAACAGAAGGUGUACCCCGUGGAGACAGAGCUGCAGAGACACCAGGCCUCAGCCGACAGGUGGAGCCCUUCCCCGCUGAUAGAAGACCUCAAGGAGAAAGCCCAGGCUGAAGGGCUUUGGAACCUUUUCCUACCCUUGGAGACGGAUCCUGAGAGAAAGUACGGAGCAGGGCUGACUAAUGUGGAGUACGCACAUCUGUGUGAAGUGAUGGGCAUGUCUCUGUACGCUUCUGAGAUAUUUAAUUGCUCUGCCCCGGAUACGGGGAACAUGGAAAUCCUGGUGCGCUACGGCACGGAGGAGCAGAAGGCCCGCUGGCUGGCGCCACUCCUGGAGGGCAGGAUCCGUUCCUGCUUCGCCAUGACCGAGCCCCAGGUGGCCUCCUCAGAUGCCUCCAACAUCGAGGCGUCCAUCAAAGAGGAAGAUGGCUCCUAUGUCAUAAAUGGUCACAAGUGGUGGAUCUCAGGUAUCCUGGAUCCACGCUGCAAACUCUGUGUGUUUAUGGGGAAAACAGACCCGCAGGCCCCAAGGCACCAGCAACAGUCUAUGCUCUUGGUUCCCAUGGACACGCCCGGAAUCAAAGUCAUCCGGCCUCUGUCGGUGUUUGGGUUAGAGGAUCCUCCAGGUGGCCAUGGUGAAGUACAGUUCAAAGAUGUGCGUGUGCCUAAGGAGAACAUACUUCUGGGCCCUGGCCGAGGCUUUGAGAUCGCUCAGGGCAGGCUGGGGCCCGGUCGGAUUCAUCACUGCAUGAGGUUGAUCGGGUAUUCAGAGAGGGCCCUGGAACUCAUGAAGACACGGCAUAGACCUCAUAGUCAUAGAGAUCCUCCUGCCUCUGCCUUUGGGAUUAAGGAUGUGCGUCACCACGCCCAGGCUCAUGAAGUUUGAACAAAGGAGAAAGUCACAGAACACCUUCAGUUGUGUUGAUGGUGCUCCAGGCGGGCGAGUCACAACACAAGCAGAACUAUGUCUGCUGUGCGCCUCUGGUCCUCUCCGAUGACCUCCUUAACUCUUGGGUUGGUGGAAGGUAGCGAUCUCCAUCUUCACAUUCCAGAAGGACUUCCCUUAGUCACAAGGUUGUCACACACUGCCGUGGGCAAUAAAUGUCCGUUGAGGCACCAAGACAGCCCAAGAUUCCUGGCUGUGGACCUGUAACAUUCCAGGCUCUCCAGGAUCACCAAAGCUGUAGUCAGCCAUCAGCCACCGGAGAAUGCGCUCUGUAGGUGUGGCAUCUGUAACGACCAUUGCAUUGCAACCGCCCCCAACUAGCUGGCAGGCAGGCGGUUCCCACAUCUGCUCUCUCCUGCGUGCCUGGCUCCCCUGCAGGUCAUCCACUCUGAGCCUCCCAGGACCACUCUAGGCCCAGCUCCCGAGCCUUGUCUCCCUGGUAUCCGUAGGUGAUGUCCCGCACGGCCUUCGGGAAGCCCCUUGUGGAGCACGGCACCAUCCUAGCAGACAUUGCCCGGUCUCGUGUGGACAUCGAGCAGGCACGUCUGCUGGUACUGAAAGCUGCCCACCUCAUGGAUGUGGCCGGAAACAAGGUGGGAGGCCUCCGAGAUGACAGGAGCCAUCCUGAGGGGACACUGGACUCCACCCUUCUCUCAUUGUUUGGCAAACUGCGGGAAGGCUCAGCUCUUGGACACUGAUGACUGCUAAUGUUCUGCUUGAACUCUAGAGGGUCAUCUAUUGCCAACCAGAAAAGGCCCGGGGAGAGAGGCGAACGUCCACCAAAUGGUCAGCUCUGUAGCCCCAGGUCUUCAACAAGACCCAGUGCAGGAGGCCAAUGAAGGGGGAGAGAGCUGGGAGAAGGACCUCACAGACCUGGUCCAAACAGAGCAUUAGCCUACAGAGGAGCUCAUUCCCAUAGCAACGUUCCCCAUUUCCUAUAGUGGGUGGCCUUGAUGCAUGUGGACUGCCCUGUUACCUGGCCCCCGUGCAAGGGCCCCAGACCCAGGAGAGCUGCUGCACCAGGUAGUGGAGCCAGGCAUGCUGUCCCUGGUUCUUUGAUGCCCUUGUUUUUGGCAGCUUGAGGAUGCCCAGGUCUAGCUUUGGUCCACUAUUGCCUGCAGCACUGUGUCCAGCGUCCACCCUGACGGUCAGUUUGGUUUUCUGUGGUCCUCUUAGCACCUCAUCCCGUUUUCCUUUACUCUGCCUUCUCCUGCAGGCUGCAGCUUUGGAGAUCGCCAUGAUUAAAAUGGUAGCCCCUUC
Messenger RNA from Rattus norvegicus (Norway rat), 4456 nucleotides. NCBI's taxonomy places the organism in Eukaryota, Metazoa, Chordata, Mammalia, Rodentia, Muridae. The record is from RefSeq and is a predicted model, not a curated record.